Molecule: messenger RNA, 1878 nt
Organism: Zychaea mexicana
Lineage: Eukaryota; Fungi; Mucoromycota; Mucoromycetes; Mucorales; Lichtheimiaceae
Exons: 3
Coding region: 1-1878 (625 amino acids)
Source: RefSeq, a predicted model, not a curated record
AUGGGCGUUGACGACGACGAAGAACCCUAUCCUAGUCGUUCGACUCUGGGAUAUUUACAGCAAAAGGGAUCCAAGGGGAAAUCGUCGUUAACGCGCUCAUCCAAGAUUAAAUUGAACUUGUACAAGGAUUUAGAUCGGCUCGAACAAUCACUCGAUGCAGACUUUGAAAAGCACCUUGCUGAUGCACGUGCGGCUUCGCUCAACCACGAUUCCUUGACCAACGGAAAGGAUCAAUACUAUAACGUCAACGAAGAGGAGGAAAGAUCCAGGAACAUGAAGCACGGCUUUGACGACGAUGGCCUUUAUCGUGAGGACGAUGAGUACAACGGUAGCGAAGGAACAGGGUCGAUUCUCCGUGGACUGGAGCAAGUGCCCUUUGUUGGCGACAUACUUCCACCAUUUGGAUCCCGUCCGAGUAGUGCACAAGGAGGGUUAUCUGAUGCAUCUAUUCAUCCGGAUAAAGAUAUACUGGGUGACAUAUUGACAAGAUCCCAGCAUGGAAUGUCCGGCGGCAAUAGCAGCAGCAGAUACGGAAACGGUGGCGGCAGUAGUGAUGGUAGCAAUGGCAAAAAGCCUGCCUGGAUUCCGAAUCAAGAUCUCGUCGACGAAAAAUACAGCGUUACUCCUUUGAUCAAUCCAGCCAUCACUUCAAAUCGGCGUCGUCAGAGAGAACAACGCUUGGGAACAUCGUCAUCACCACCUCCACGCACCAUGUCACCUGGCCAGUAUUUUGCUGCACGAUCCCUCCCACUGGAUUCAUUCGACGAAAUAUGGGACAACACCAAUCUUGAAAUUGAUCAUAAAACUAGUACUAAAAACGAUAGUAACAAUAAGAAAAAGGUGCGCUCAACAGUAGCCUUGUCGAUAAAAAGUAGCCGAAAAAAUAGUAAAACAUACGAUAAUGAUGACUUGCUUCUGCAAAGCUUUAAACUGCUUCCACAUUCAUUAUCACACAAUUACAAAGUUCAUCCUGUAAAUAAUGAUCCCUAUCCAUCAUCACAACAAAAGUGCACAUCUACCAUCACUACUACUGCAGCAGCACGAAAACAGCUACACCAGCGCCAAUCACCUGAUGAGUCAAUCAUUCGACAAAGCACUAAAUCCAAAAAUGUGUCAUCAUCUAAUAACCCCAACGGCAACAACGAAUACGUAUCAAUUCCUGUAAUUCGACAAGACCACAAAAGUGACCAUACCACCAACACUGGCGUCGUUUCUGGUACUGUUCGAUUACGUCGUAUUCGUGCAGUGGACCGAUCCGAUACUGACAUUGAGGAAGAAUCUAAUCAAUACUCAUUAUCUCAACGUCAAGAUACAAGCGUUGCCGCAUCCGGCGGAUGUACGUUUGAGCCCGACCGCCUCGUUUUGCAAUGCAAGCUCCUUGUGGAUAAUGUACAACUUGGCAGUUCGCAGUUACGGAUAUCGAGUAACUCCACACAUCGAGUCAAGACCUAUUCACUCUUCUCCGCCAGAGGGAAGUUGAAGUUUUUCCAAAGACAAGGCGUACUGCCUGCUGGCGGGCAUGUGGAUGUCAUCGUACGAUUACGAAGAAGCGCAGUGGCAAGCAGACGUCGUUUUAAAGAUGUCCUCGACUAUAAUUUCGAAACAAUAUUGAUAUUGAUUGAUGGAAAACAUGCGCAACAAGUGGAUGUGGAUAUGGAAAUUAUAGACGAACGACGGAUUAUACAAGAACAAGAUAAUCAGAAGCAUAGUGUAUCGCCAUCAUUUGAUAUCCCGCAUUAUUCCCCAUCACUACCCCAUGCCCCUGCAUCAAUCCAUAACGACGGCGACGACGACGGCGACGACGGUAGCCAUCUCGAGGAGCCUAUUACUCCGCUUACCAAAUGUCCACUUUGCGUAAUCGAGAAGCAAUGCUGCUAG